AUGGACGCGCCCGACGAACGAUUUUACGGCAACCAAACACCGGACCGUUCCGACACGAACAGUCCACGCUCGCAGAUGAGCAGCCCCAAUUCUAGCUCAUCUAUAAACGUGACAGAUCAAUCAAUAACGUUAUCACAACACCAACAAAACUUAGAGACGCUAAAUAGAAUGGGAAUGUUUUUUCACGCACAGCAAAUACAACAUUUGAAUCAGAGUUUCGAUGCAGUGAAGUCUAGAUUAGGCUUGACUCAAGUGCCUACGAGUGUGAAUCAGGGUCCGAGGCAUACAAUAGACGCUAUAUUAGGACUGAACGGACAGAGGCAGGUAUCUCGAGUGCAGGGUGAAUUUGAGCAACGGAGAGAUGAGCGGGAGUGUGAAACUGUGCCAGUGUCACCGGGAGCUGUGGAGAGUGCUGGUAUGUUGAAUUAA
Messenger RNA from Arctia plantaginis, 429 nucleotides. NCBI's taxonomy places the organism in Eukaryota, Metazoa, Arthropoda, Insecta, Lepidoptera, Erebidae. The record is from the annotation of a GenBank genome assembly.